Molecule: messenger RNA, 1482 nt
Organism: Camelina sativa (false flax)
Lineage: Eukaryota; Viridiplantae; Streptophyta; Magnoliopsida; Brassicales; Brassicaceae
Source: RefSeq, a predicted model, not a curated record
AUGGCUAAAGAACUGAGCAAUGGAUACUAUGAGAUACGUAAAGCAUGUUUGGAACACACAUGCCCAGUUGAAGCAAGGUGCAAUUACAUUAAGAAGGCGACGUCUCGAGUUAUUGCUGCUGUCUUCAAUGCACAAUUUAGCGAUCCAUCUAAAUCACCAGUACCAAAGGACCUGCAGCAAUUGGUCCUUGAGGACCUUAAGGUUUCAGCAUCAUACAGUAAGUGUCGUAGGGCUAUGGCAAAAGCUACAGACGAUUUGUUUGGCUCUAAUGAAGAUUUGUAUGAUCAACUGGCUGAAUAUUUGCAUCUUUUGAAGCUCGCAAAUCCCGAUACUGUAACAGAUAUCAAAACAGAAAUCGAGGAAGAUGGUACUGAAAGGUUCUUAUACACGUUUUUGGCGUUUGGUGCAUCCAUUCAAGGCUUCAGUAAGCUGAGACGUGUUCUUGUUGUGGACGGGACGCAUCUAACUGAUAGCGAGAAUGAUGAUUCGUGGACUUGGUUCUUUGAGAAACUUGAACGCAUAAUCGCAGAUAGCAAUACCCUCACCAUCAUUUCUGACAGAUGUCAGUCCAUUUACGUUGCUAAGAAUAGGGUUUUUCCACGUGCUCAUCAUGGCGCUUGUAUUGUCCACUUGGCAAGGAAUGUGAAUGCCAAAUUCCACAACAAAGGUCUUGCCAAACUAGUCACUAAUGCUGCAUAUGCCUACACAGUUGGCUCUUUCCGGACGAUUUAUGGACAAAUUAGAGGAAAAAACAUCGAAUGGGACCGUUACAAUCUGAUGACUAGCAAUAUAGCUGAAUCGUUGAACAAAGCAUUAUGGAAGGGUAGGGCGUCACCAAUAGUGGAGUUGCUUAAGUUUAUUAGGGCUAUGUUAACACGCUGGUUCAGUGCAAGGAGGAAAAAGUCUGCUACACACAACGGGGUGGUAACUCCGGAGGUUGAUAAACAAUUGACAAAAAAUAUGUCAAUCGUAAACGGAAACAAGGUUGCAACUGUGACAAGUUGGAGUUAUGAAAUUGUGGGGUUGUUCAACGGGAAGCACCAUGUCCUUCUGGAUUUGAAAAAAUGCACUUGCAAACAUUACGACCGAGUUAAGAUCCCAUGUGAACACGCGAUGCUGGCUGCCAACCACCAAGGUAUUCCUCCAACAACACUUGUAGACAAGUACUAUAAGACUUCUACAUGGGCAGCUACUUACGCUGGAGAAAUCAACCCUGAAGUUCAUACCAAUGAUAUUGGUAUGGCCGAUGAAGUUGUUAGGAGGGACCUAAUCCCACCAAAGUCCCGCCGGCCAUCUGGUAGGCCUACCAAGUCUAGAAUUCCAUCUGUUGGUGAAUAUCCGGUAAGCUUAAUCUAUAUAUUCGACAAUAGAAUAUCCGUCUCUCAUUCGAGUGAUCAUGUAUUAACUUGUAGUCUGAUUGAUUUCAGAAACCUACAACGGGCACUGUCAAAGUUAAUAGGUGUUCAAGAUGCAAGCAGAUAG